UACCAUCCCGCGUCACGGCGUCAGUCCCUGCGAAAUUCUUCGUACACCUUCCAAACAAUCGGCGGCGCCUUAUUUCUUACAUCAAGUCGUCUUUGACGCUUCAAUUCCGUUUCAAAACUGCUCUAUACUCCUCUUUCUAUAUUCUCUCCUUUAGCUUCUCUGCAAAAGCACUAGGCUUAUUAUUUUUUCGGUUUCCCUGUUUGGAUCGCGAGGAAAAUGGGGCUGGACGAUCAGGUCGAGAAAAUGCAGAUGCGUCAGAAUUACAGGAAUUUCUGGCACACCAAUCUCUUGAGCACCGUCGUUGCCGAUACUCCUUAUUGUUGUUUCGCACUGCUUUGCGGACCAUGUGCAUCGUAUAUGCUGCGCAGACGAGCUCUUUACAAUGAUAUGUCCAGGUACACCUGCUGUGCUGGAUAUAUACCGUGUAGUGGUAAGUGCGGGGAAAGUAAAUGCCCUGAACUGUGUCUUUGCACUGAGGUCUUCUGUUGCUUUGCAAAUUCAGUUGCCUCAACUCGCUUUCUAUUGCAAGACGAAUUCAACAUACAGACUACACAAUGCGACAACUGCAUCAUUGGAUUCAUGAUGUGUCUGCAGCAAGUGGCAUGCAUAUGUUCCCUAGUUGCCUGCAUAACUGGAAAUGAUGAAAUUGGAGACAUUGCAGAGGCAUUGACUUGUUUGGCUGACUUGGUUUUUUGCUCGGUGUGCCCAUGCAUUCAGACCCAGCAUAAGAUCGAAAUGGAUAAAAGAGAUGGCAAGUUUGGGCCACAGCCUGUUAUGGCAGUGCCUCCGAUGCAACAAAUGUCACGUAUUGAUCAGCCAACUCCCCCACCGGUGGGCUAUCCACCACAACAGGCAUAUGCACCUUAUGCCCAACCUCCACCCCCAUAUGCUCAAGGUUACCCUCCUGGUGGGUACCCUCCAUCUGCAUAUCCACCACCGCCACCUGGUGCUUAUCCUCCAGCUGGUUAUCCCAAGUGAAUUGGACAGUGAUGCACAGUGAGAAAGUAAUUUUUGCUUAGCUAUAGCUUUUUAUUGUUUAGCAUGUUGUGUUUAAGGUUAUGCAGUGAUCAUAAUCAUAUAAAAAAUCGCUCAUCUUAUUCAGAAAUGGACGAUCUGAGACAAUAAAUACAGGUUACAAUAGAUAGUUUGCCGUUUAUUGUGAGCCAAUACCAAUGCAAAAAGGAACUGGUUUUUCUAGGUAAUAAGUUAAAAGUAAAAUUCUUCAUACCAUUUGUUCCUA
Molecule: messenger RNA, 1240 nt
Organism: Manihot esculenta (cassava)
Lineage: Eukaryota; Viridiplantae; Streptophyta; Magnoliopsida; Malpighiales; Euphorbiaceae
Exons: 8
Coding region: 217-978 (253 amino acids)
Source: RefSeq, a predicted model, not a curated record